This is a messenger RNA of Emericellopsis cladophorae, 735 nucleotides long. Its product is annotated as putative H/ACA ribonucleoprotein complex subunit 2. Gene Ontology annotation, cellular component: nucleolus; box H/ACA snoRNP complex. Lineage: Eukaryota; Fungi; Ascomycota; Sordariomycetes; Hypocreales; Bionectriaceae. Gene Ontology annotation, biological process: ribosome biogenesis; rRNA pseudouridine synthesis; snRNA pseudouridine synthesis. The record is from RefSeq and is a predicted model, not a curated record. The coding region runs from base 1 to 735 and encodes 244 amino acids. Gene Ontology annotation, molecular function: box H/ACA snoRNA binding. The transcript has 2 exons.
AUGGCCGCCGAAAAGCCCGAGAAGAAGGAGAAGAAGGACAAGAAGCGCAGCGAUGAGUCGGGCGUGAGCAAGUCCAAAAAGGACAAGAAGGACAAGAAGGAAAAGAAGGAGAAGCUUGCCGCUGCCGCGGAAGAUGAGCUCGAGCGCGACACAGCCGUCAAGGCCGCCGCCGUCGUGGUCAAGAAGGUCGCUGCCACGGAGGACGACUCUGACGUUGAGGUUGACGAUGCUUCCUCUCUUCCGGUCGAGAGGACUGUCGUGCCCUUUGCGGUGCCAUUGGCCGACGACAAGGGCACGAAGAAGGUUUUCAAGACCAUCCGGAAAUCUGCUAAGGCGAACACCCUCAAGCGUGGUGUAAAGGAAGUUGUGAAGACACUCCGCAAGUCACCCGCCGCCGGACCUGGCGUCACCUCUUUCCCCGGUAUUGUCAUCAUCGCCGGCGAUAUCUCCCCCGCCGAUGUCAUCUCCCACCUUCCCGUCCUCUGCGAAGAUCACAACGUUCCCUUCAUCUUUGUCUCUUCGCGCGCAGAGUUGGGUGCGGCCGCCAAGACCAAGCGACCGACCAGUGUGGUCAUGAUCAUGGAGAAGCGCGAGGGUGGCAAGAAGAAGAGCGACGAGAAGGAGGAGGAUGGCGAGGAGUUUGGCGAGAGCUACUCUGCGCUGGUCAAGUACUUGCAGAAGGAGCUGAGCAAGCAGGCCUUCUGGUCCAAAGGCGACGGCAAGGCAGUGGCUUAG